This is a messenger RNA of Exophiala spinifera, 2907 nucleotides long. RefSeq lists its product as uncharacterized. The transcript has a single exon. Gene Ontology annotation, molecular function: zinc ion binding. Bases 1 to 2907 code for a protein of 968 amino acids. NCBI's taxonomy places the organism in Eukaryota, Fungi, Ascomycota, Eurotiomycetes, Chaetothyriales, Herpotrichiellaceae. The record is from RefSeq and is a predicted model, not a curated record.
AUGUUUCGUCGAGGCUACUUUGUGACUGAUCACCUUCUUCCUCCUAGAAUGCGGGGCCCUGGUGGUGGUUACGACGACCGUUAUGUCGCGCUUCCCCGACCAGAGAUCCCGCACGAAAGAACUAUCAUCGUGAUCUCGGACGAUGAAUCUGAACCUGAAGUCAUAGCUGAUCGUCGAGAGUCUUGGCAUCACAAUGGCGACAAUGACUUGCGUCCCACGACCAGCCAUGAUGAUCUGUCAAUUCGCGGGGACAAACCCAGUCCGAUUCAGAGCCCUCAUGCGUACAAGCGUGCCAAAAUUGAAGACAAUGCAACCCUCUACCUCCACCAUGAACAUCUUGAUUUGAAUGCGAACCGAGGCAAUCAUAAUGAACUGAAGGUGUCUCACCGUGCGCAUGAUCAUCUAGCCGAGCCGUAUCCAAUCCAGCCAGGUGUGGCCCCGGCUGAGCCGACUUAUCAACAAGCAGCAGCGUUGGAGAGUGGUCAAGCUUCAUUAAGCAGCAUCGUCACACCGAACUCACGAUUACUACAGGUGGAAGCAGAGCGGCGUCCGCCAUACUUUGUGGAUGGUUGCUUUGAGGUAAAAAUGUACAACGGACCGGGCUACGAAAAGUUUCCUGUUGUCCUGGGCACAGUAAAAGGCCAUCAAGAGAUAUGCAACAAGUGGGAUGCAGAAGAAAAGAAGAAAUUGGAACGCCAGGCGGAGAGACUGCGACAAGAACUCAAUUCCGUCGGCAAGGACCCCAACUGGAAAUAUGAAUCUGCAUUUCUCGAUCAGGUGGAUCAUCACGAAGACCCUUCUAAAGAGCUUCUAGAACGCUGUCUCGAAAGUGUCAGAGAGGUAUUCCCAGAUAUUGAGGUCGCUUUCAUCACAAAGAAAAUCGAAGCUACGGGAGAGGCUGCGCUCACCAACGUUGAUGGUGCUGUUGUCAGACCGGAACCCACACAGGUUGCCCAGACUGUCAUCGACGAAGUUUUGGAGAUGGAUACGUAUCCGAGAGAAGACACUACUACUUCUAGCGGCCGGGACCGUGCCCCUCCUGACGGUACUGGUGUCACAAUCUCUUGGGAUCGCGACCUUGAAAAAGAUGCUAUGUAUCUCAAGGAUGCGGUCAUCUUGCUGGCAAAGACAUUCGAUCAUGUGCCGACGCAUCACAUCCACAAGAUCGUGGAGGAGAAAAAAUCAAUAUUCAACGCAUACGUACACCUUUAUGAGCAGGAGGAGCAAUUCUACUCUUCGUCAGCACGUCCUUAUCAUCGGUUGAGAAACCCUCGGAGAGAAGUCGAGAAAAAAUAUCUGCUCACCCCCAACGAUCGGCGCAUACCCUACCAGUAUUACCACCGAGUCAAUGAGCUGCAAGCUGCUAAACAACAUGUGGCUCGGGAAGCCAUCCAGGACGCCGCGAGAAAGGCAAAGGAGGUAGCCGAGCUUGCGAAUCUUCUUUCACACAUUGAGACGGGUGCAUUGGCCGAAUGUCAGUGUUGCUUUGAUGCCGAGACACCACUCAACCGAAUUGUACCUUGCAUGGCAGAUCAGCAGCAUUACUUUUGCUACGCUUGUGUUGAGAGCCUGGCGAAUAACCAGGUCGGCAUGAUGAGGCAUGAGAUGAAGUGUAUGGACGGCGGUGGUUGCACUGCUGAUCUCUCCAACGAGCAUGUUGGCAAGGCCGUGCCCAUAGUGACCUUUGACCGACUGGAGAUGAACAGACAACAAGCCGAAGUUAUGGCUGCCGGUAUUGACGGUCUUGAAAAAUGCAGAUGGUGUGAUUAUCAAGCUAUCUGUGACACUGUGGAACACGAUCCUGUCUUUGUUUGUCUCAACCCCGAUUGCAAGCGCGCAACAUGCCGAAGAUGCAACCAGGAUAACCACUUGCCAAAGUCCUGUAAAGAAAACAAGCAAGAUGGCUUGCUCAGUGGGCGUCAUAACAUCGAGGAGGCUCGGUCGGAGGCAAUCAUGCGGACCUGUCCCAACAAGAAGUGCGGAGUCAAAAUCAUUAAAGACUUUGGCUGCAACAAAAUGCAGUGUGUCAAGUGUCAAUCUAAAAUGUGCUACGUUUGCAAGGAAGACAUCUCGCACCUCGGCAACAACGCGUACUGGCACUUCAACAAACCAGGGGCCAAAUGCCCGCUCUAUGACGAAGCAGGGGCCGACAAUCGACACGAAGAAGAGGCUAUGAUUGCGGAGCUUAAAGCAAUCGAAACGCUCAAGAAGACUAAUGUCGACGUCGACGAAAGUCAGCUUCGAAUUGAGUCGGGAAAAUCGCGAGCGCUCAAAUUAGAUGAGCAUCCGGCUGCGGACCUUUUCUACCAGGGUAUGUUGGAGCGAGCUGGACGCAUCGGUCAUGAACAGCACCGCAUUCAAGUACUACAGCAGCGUAUUGCUCUCAUGCAGGAAAUGAUGCCUGACCCUGAGGAAGAGGCUUUUAUUCAAGCACUGCUUCAGGAACCAGAGGCCGGGCAAUUCAAUAGAGAUGGAGUGCGCGACUUGCACGCGAACUUAGAAGUACGACUCGAUCGACAAAUCGGUGCGAAUAUCUUUGCGGAUGCGAUUGAGAUGGCAGCUGUACGCGCUGACCAGAACUUGGGAGCAGCACCCAAUGCAGCAGCGCCUCCAAUGGGUUGGCCUGUCAACCCUCCGGCGGCUCCUGCGGCACUGGGCCGUGACAGAAAUGGCCACUUCCGAGGUGCAGCUAAUCUACCGAACCUUCCAAGGCUUCCAAUGCUGGGAGCAGCGCCAGGACUUCCAGUACAGUAUCCCCUAGCGCAAGGCCAGCUCGGGGGCGAGCGUCAAUUGCAGCCAGCGCAGUGUCAUGCGGAUCGCAGAGCCAGACUAAACCAUCCUCGUCAACCAAAUGUUGGCCAGCCAGAGAAUCCGCCGCAUAUGAUUCCUGGUCGACGUCGUCCCUGA